CCACCACUUCGAGUCCAUCGCGUGCGCUGCGCUGCGCGCCAGGCUACACAAGGCUUGCGUAAUCCGGCGUCCGAUUCGCCGGCCACGAUGCAGAGCUCGCUGGCGAGGCCGUUGGGUCCGCCGAUUCGGCCCGGCGGCGCGAACCCCGGCCAUCGUGAUCGGCCCGGUUCAGUCUCCGUGUCCCAGUGCCGCGCCGAGGCCGCGCCGCCGGUGUCUGUGGGUAGGACGGGGCCAUACACCGGGCGGGACCCGGAGGUGAAGAAGCCGGCGUGGCUGCGGCAGAGGGCGGCGCAGGGGGAGAAGUACGCGAGGCUGCGGGAGUCGCUGGGCGAGCUCAAGCUCAACACCGUCUGCGUCGAGGCCCAGUGCCCCAACAUCGGCGAGUGUUGGAACGGAGGCGGAGGGGCGGGCGGGGAAGGGGAUGGCAUUGCCACGGCCACUAUCAUGGUGCUCGGCGAUACUUGCACGCGCGGCUGUCGAUUCUGCGCCGUGAAGACUAGCAACAAGCCUCCGCCGCCGGAUCCCAUGGAACCUCUUAAUACGGCCUUGGCCGUCGCAAGCUGGGGAGUAGACUAUGUUGUGCUGACCAGUGUUGAUAGAGAUGACUUACCUGAUGGUGGAAGUGGCCAUUUUGCUCAGACAGUUAGGGCUUUGAAGGAGCUCAAACCUGGGAUAUUGGUGGAAUGCCUAACCUCAGAUUUUCGAGGUGAUCUGGAGGCUGUUUCCUCUUUAGCGGAUUCUGGUCUCGAUGUCUUUGCCCACAACAUUGAAACUGUGAGGAGUCUGCAGAGAAUUGUGAGGGAUCCCCGAGCAGGAUAUGAACAGAGCUUAGCUGUUCUGAAUCACGCAAAAAGUUGCAAGGAGAACAUGAUAACCAAGUCUUCCAUCAUGCUUGGUCUUGGCGAAACUGAUGAGGAGGUGAAACAAGCCAUGAUUGACUUAAGGGCCAUUGGUGUUGAUAUCCUCACAUUGGGCCAGUAUUUGCAGCCAACAGAAAAGCAUUUGACAGUAAGAGAGUAUGUGACUCCUGAAAAGUUCCAGUUCUGGAAGGAGUGUGGUGAAUCGAUGGGUUUUCGUUAUGUUGCUAGUGGACCUCUGGUUCGGUCUUCAUACCGUGCAGGAGAGCUUUUUGUUGAGAAUUUGAUCAGAAAUAAGAAAUCUAAGCCCGCACCUGCCUCUUAACUGAGACAUGUCUACAUGCAAAAGCAAUCCAUCGGUUCUGCUUUGUAUGUUCAGAGCAGUACAACAAAAGGAGGGCGACAUAAUCAUAUUCGCCUGAAAACUUAUCACCUGCUUUUCAUUUUUGGAGAUGCGGCAUAGUACGCGCUACUGAUCUUUACAGUAGAUGUCCAUGUUGGAUACAGAAAAUUGGAGGGGAGUAGCAUUUUUUGUUUGUAUCAUUACUACUUUUAUAAGAAUAUACGAAAAGCUGUUCAUGAGGAGUCCAUAAGAAGUAUGAACCUGUCCCUCUGUCGUUUGAUUA
Brachypodium distachyon (stiff brome) is the source of this 1483-nucleotide messenger RNA. Its product is annotated as lipoyl synthase 1, chloroplastic. Lineage: Eukaryota; Viridiplantae; Streptophyta; Magnoliopsida; Poales; Poaceae. The record is from RefSeq and is a predicted model, not a curated record. The transcript has 7 exons. Gene Ontology annotation, biological process: lipoate biosynthetic process. Gene Ontology annotation, molecular function: lipoate synthase activity; 4 iron, 4 sulfur cluster binding. The coding region runs from base 88 to 1182 and encodes 364 amino acids. Gene Ontology annotation, cellular component: mitochondrion; chloroplast.